GCAGUUUGCAUCUCCGACCAACCCGAGGUGUCCUUGCUGUGGUGCGUGACCGGAGGAGGCGGGAGCUCGAGACCGGCGCGUUCUCCUUGCAUCUGGGGUCGUGGCCUUGCCCCUGCUGUGCAGGGAGAUAAUCCCGGCGCCUGCACGCGCGUGUUCGCGCGGGGGCUCUGAGGCGCUCGUAGGUCCGCACUAGGUGUCUGCGGGGGCAGGAGCGGGAGCCAUGGGCGGGACCGCGAGCACCCGUCGGGUCACCUUUGAGGCGGACGAGAAUGAGAACAUCACCGUGGUGAAGGGCAUCCGGCUUUCGGAAAAUGUGAUUGAUCGAAUGAAGGAAUCCUCUCCAUCUGGUUCGAAGUCUCCGCGGUAUGGUGCCUCAGUUUCUGAUGAAGAAUUGAAAAGAAGAGUAGCUGAGGAGCUGGCUUUGGAGCAAGCCAAGAAAGAAGCUGACAGUCAGAAGCGACUAAAGCAAGGCAAAGAGCUGGACCGGGAGAGGGCAGCUGCCAAUGAGCAGUUAACCAGGGCUAUCCUUCGAGAGAGGAUAUCAAGUGAGGAAGAACGCGCUAAGGCAAAGCACCUGGAUAUGGAAGACAAAGCUAAGCAGCUGGAAGAAAAAGACCGAGUGCUAAAGAAGCAGGAUGCAUUCUACAAAGAGCAGCUGGCUAGACUGGAGGAGAGGGCCAGCCCGGGGUCACCGAUGUGGCAUCUGGGCAGGGUUCCAAGGAAGAGGCCUAGGUUUGGAACUGGUACAUCAUUACUGCUGUCACUUUCUAUGGCCAGAACAAGUCACAAACACAGCCCAGAUUGAAGAGGUAGGGGAGUAAGCAAAGUAGCAGCAUGUAUAACCUAUUACCAUCUCAAGACAACACAAAUAACAAAAACAACCUGUCUGAAAAUUACUGUACUUCUACCUGUCAGUGCUCAAGGAGAGUAGGAACAUUGUACUAUUGCUAGGCAAUGGGUAAAGACAGAGUUCUUCAGGAAGUUUCAGUCCACUAGUGAUUUGCCAACAAUAUGGGAUGGAUCACCUUUUUGGAGCACCUUUGAAAGAUGAUGGCUAUAUUUAAUUAUGGAAAGUGGUUAUUUGUCAUCAUUCUUAAAAAACACUAAUUAUUUUUCAUUUUGAAUGGCAAGCUAAAUAAUAUAUUAUUCUUUUAUUGUCUAGAAACCCAGUAGUUUGCAAACUUAGUGUAUAUUCAGAAUCACCCAAGACGUUUGUUACAAAUGAAACUUCCUAGCUCCAUCCCUGGAGAUUUUAUGUUGUGGACCAGGACUCUACAGUCUAAUAUGCUCUGUAAGAGACUCUGAAGCAAGUAAUCCACAGGCCAUUAAACCCAUGGGCUCACAAAACUAUAGGGCAAGAAUUGGGGCCACUUCCUAUAAACCUGGAUCUGGUCAGGCAGUCCCCAAGGGAACUUCUGAAACCAUUCAUCCCCUUCUCCUUUUCCCCCCACUCUUUACAAUAGUCAGUCUGCCUUAUCCUCACAACAUGGACAGUUAACUUCAUAGUGCUAAAUAUUGGCAUUCUGGCAGCAGGAGGGAGGAUCCCACAAUGCAACAGUAUGGGCAAUCCAGUUACUGAGGGCCAGUGGGGAAGGAGGGCUUGAUUUAGGUCCAUCUCUCUGUAACUCUUUAAUUUCCUCUCUUUUGCUCCCUCUUUUGUUUACUUCCUGUUCUGCAGUUCAUAAUCAGAUUGUUUAUACUUUCCUAAGAAUACCUACUCAAUCAUUGGAGAUUUUUUUUAAGGCUUUUCCUGUGCGGCUACAUGGUUUUCACUAUUCAGUAAAAAACUAUGUGAAAGUCAUUGUAUCAGUAACAUCUAAGUCUGCAAUAAUGUCAUUUAAAAAUUAGUGCACCAUUAGAACACCACAAUACUCGUUACUGCACUCAGAACAGGAUAUUUGCAUAGUCUCAAAGGCUCUCCCACAAGAUAUCAAUUACAAAAGGGAAAAAUAGUGGCUUUGUUGUGGAGCAACCCCACAGACACCACCUUGGUCAAGUGAUCAAAGUCUACAUCAGUAGAAAGAUCUACACCAGGUUGUAGUCCUUGAAAUCACGCAUGGAGAAGGGCAUAUUGCUUCUGUGGUAUUCUUCUCAGUAAUGUGUGAACUCACUCUAACCACACGAA
Microcebus murinus (gray mouse lemur) is the source of this 2125-nucleotide messenger RNA. The record is from RefSeq and is a predicted model, not a curated record. Lineage: Eukaryota; Metazoa; Chordata; Mammalia; Primates; Cheirogaleidae.